Molecule: messenger RNA, 3079 nt
Organism: Amoebophrya sp. A25
Lineage: Eukaryota; Dinophyceae; Syndiniales; Amoebophryaceae
Source: the annotation of a GenBank genome assembly
CAUGUCGACGUCGCAGACGAGGAAGACCCUACUUCUAUUCUGCACAAGAAGCUUGUGAAGUUUUUGUGGGGUGAUCACGUGAGAUAAGAGAGAGAGAGAGAGUUAUUUCCAAAGCGAAAGCUAGAAGAUCAAAAUUAUGAAAAGGAUUUCGAAUUGAAAUAGAGAGACGAAAUUAAUAGAAAGCGGAAGAACAUGAAAAAAAUACUGAUUAACAACCGCUAUAUCUUUCUACAACCAAAAUAGAUAGAAGCGUGCCAAAACAUAGCCGGCAUAUCUACCAAAUGAAUUAUGAGUGAAUGAAUAAAAACGUGCCAAGGAUUCGAGGCGUGAGUUUUUUCAUGCACUGCCCUCUGCAUCUGACAUCGAGAUGAUCAAAAGGAUCAUAUGUACUAGUUUUUAAGAACAACAGAGAGACUGACAAGACCUUCAAGAAUUACUUUGCUUCAUCGCCCCAACAGUUACAACAGUUUUCAAACAAUGUCGGACAACGUCACCGGGACAAACGACUGGUGGGACCAGGCUCCGCCUGAGCCUCUAGUGGAGCAGAAUGAACAUCAAACUCACGUCGAUUCUUGGUGGCAGAAUAAGAAAGAAGAUCUGGCUGCAGAAGACACCAACGACUACGUCGAGAACGAUCAUUAUCGUGUAGAUGAACAUCAAGAUCAAGAUGGUCAGCAGCAACAACAUCAUCAUCAUGAGAACUACCAGGAAGAUGAACAUCAGGGACGAGAAAAACAUGGUCAUGCUGCGGCUCAAACACAGGACCAAAACAGCAACAGGUACUACUACAACUACAAAAAGGACGAUGAGGUGGGCAUGACAACGGCACACUAUGGCGCGUGCUUCGACUGGGGUCGUGCUACGUGGAAUUAUGAGGAACAAAAUGAGAGUGACGAAGUAGAGAAAGAACAAGAUCAUGUAGCCACUAUUACUAACUUUACUACGUCUACGCCUACUUGGGAAAACGAGAAGAACAAGAACUGGUCUUCGAAUGGUCGUUCUUGGGAGCAGUCUGCGUGGGAUGGUAGUGCUGCUCAUCAAGGUGAAAAAAAGCAGGAGGUGGAGAGUAACAAAAAAGACAAAUACUGGUGGAAAGCAUGCUACAAGAAUAAAGAGAACAGCAUUAACGGCUACUGGGAUGAAAACAAGGACAGCAAGGAAGAGGAUACCAAGAACUGCUCCUGGGGCGUCGAAAAUUAUAGGGUGAAUAACUACAAGAAGUCAUGGGACGAGAAGAAAGAUGAAGGCGACUACAAAUGGGAUGAGAAGAAGGAGAACAACUUCAAGUGGGAUAACGAUAAGAGAGAUGACAGCAAGAACUACACCUCCUGGGAUGAUCAUAAAAAAGACAGGAAUCAAGAGGACAAGAAACAGGACAACUACAAUUCGUGGAACAAGGAGCAAGAUGAUCGACGCUACAGUUCUUGGGAGCAGCGCGAUCGCUAUGAUACGAAAACUGCAGAUGACGACAACAGUUAGGGCAGAGUAAUUGUAAAAUAACGUGAGUCCUGCUCUCGAAGUCCAUGAAUCUAAGCGACCACUCGUAUAGAACAAUAUUGUCGUGAACAGGUUGAGAUUGAGUUUAUCCACGACCGACCUGUCUACACCCCUUACCUUGCUUUACAUCGACAACCUUUACAUCGACAACUGUUUCUCGUUCUAACUUUUCAAAAACAAGAAGUGGACCGAUGCUUCGUCGUCGUGGGGUAACAAGAACUCGUGGGAUUCCUGGAAUACAGCCAGCUUGUGGAAAAGCGACUGGGAUCACAAGGUCAAGGAACAGGAGCAGGAGAAAAGUUACAACGAGGAGUGCAGCACUUCUUACAACGAUGUGGACCAUGACAACAAGAACUCUAGAACUAGCUACAACCAUUGGUGGUCCUCAUGGACCAAUUCCUAUUGUAACAAUAAACAGUACGACAACAACUACAGCGCGACGUCGACGGAGGACGCUACUUCUUCGAUCAAGAAAUCCGAAUCGUCCUAUAAUUGGUGGAACAGCAUUUUCUCCGAAACCAGCGAGCCGGACAGCACUGCAGACGACGAGACGGCUUCGGAAGCGUCGUGGACAGCGUGCGAUCUGGAGCAGGUAGAGGCCUUCGAUAUUUCUGAGGAGGUGGUAGUUGUGGUGUCGUGAACUAGAGGCAGUCGGAUCCCGUAGUGGAGUUGAAGAAUUAGUCGUGGUGAAUAGAUGUAGAAUCAGAAACGAAUUUUACUAGAUGUAGCUAGCUCCCUGGGGCGUUUCGGAGGAGGACGUAAAAGAAGAUCACAAGUACAUCACGAAUACGUAGAGAUAAAGUUGGGAGUUCAAUUUUUGUUAUUUUGUUCAGCUAAAUUUUUUUUCAGUACAACUUCUAGUUUCGUUUUAUCUAACGACAACGAAUAUGAAAAUAGCCGAAUAAGUAACGAGGAGAUACGGCGGACAUAUCCAUGACCACUCAGCUCCACGAGGCUCUGAGACAUCAAGAACAAUCAAAUAUGAGUAAAAGUAGUACUACGUACAUUUUCAAGUUAGACCUAGACGAGUUUUGAGUUUGAAGAACAGAUGAGAUAUACAGUUCAACAUUUAUUUUGUUUCUAAGAGCCACAAGCAAUAUGAAUAGCUACCGCAUGGAGUUUGCUAAACAAGUUUUCGGCAGUUUGUUAGGUUUGUUAGAACUACGUAAAGAGAUUUUGAUGUUGAGAACACUAGUACCAUGAACGAACUUUUUUCGAUUUUGAUGCUGCACAGUACUAAGUAGACAAAAAAUGACGGACAACAGUAUUACAUCAGAAAGAAACACUCAAUUCGAUAAAGAAGCUUCAAAGUGAGGACUGUUAAUCGUAGACGACGACUCAAAAAACAUUCAGGACCAUCCAUUUUUGUCUUUUUUCGCACAACCAACAACAAACCAGAACUGAAAAAGAGAAACACUUGUGCUCUCCAAUUUUAUCCUCUCGAGGAGGAUUUUGUAAAUCACAUCAAUAGCACCAGGAGCUGAAUGAUGUCUGCUCUUUUUUCGGCUGCAUCCAUGACACGCGAUCUCCUCAUACGUUCUAGGAGCGCGCAUACUGGCGGGGUUUUCGGGCAAAAGUCGAG